Molecule: messenger RNA, 1527 nt
Organism: Microplitis mediator
Lineage: Eukaryota; Metazoa; Arthropoda; Insecta; Hymenoptera; Braconidae
Exons: 2
Coding region: 58-1527 (489 amino acids)
Molecular function (GO): protein dimerization activity
Source: RefSeq, a predicted model, not a curated record
ACUAGUUGCUUGGACAAAACUGACAAAACUAAGGUGCAAGGUGCAUUAACAAAAAAAAUGUCUGCUGAUUUUUCAUUUCAUAAACGAAUUGAUACAAACUCAGAUCUUCCACCUAAUCGUGCUAAUGAUUUAUCAAUUAUUGAUGAGAAACUGACACAAUUUUUCAUAGGAUGCAAUAUACCAUUUAGCGUUGUUGAAUCAACUCAAUUUAAAGAGCUUGUUAACUCUUUGAAUCCAAAUUAUAAACCACCAUGCAGAAAAACUCUCUCAGGUACGCUACUAAAUAAGCUACACAACAAAAUAUCAAGUGAACACAGAAAAAUUGAUGAAUCUGAAGGAGUAAUAGUAAUUGAUGGUUGGAAAAAUUCGGUUGCAAAUACAAAAAAUGUUGUAUGUAUAAUUCAUACAGCAAAUGAACCAAGUUUUUUUUUAAAUUCUUGGGAUUUUACAUCAAUGUCCGAAGAUACGCAACAAUUAACCAAAGUUGUUGAAGAAGCUGUCAAUAUGGCCAAAACGGACUAUAACAAAAAUAUCUAUGCCGUGGUUUCUGACAAUGCUCCAGUUAUGACAGCAAUGGGUAAAGCUGUAAAUUUAUGGCACGCAGGAUGUAGUAGUCAUAAUGGCAAUUUACUUGCCAAGGAUCUUAUUGAUAAAACAUUUGCGGAAUCUAUAAAUACAAUCUUACGUGCAUUUAAAGCUCCGAAUUUAGAAAGGGAGGUAAUAAAACUUGGAGGAAUGAAAAUGAAAUUGGCUUGUGAAACUCGUUGGUGUAGCUAUCGUGAUGCAUUUCGAUGUUGUUUAAAAAAUCUAGACAUAAUGAAAAAAAUUGUGAACGAUAAAUUAAAUGAGGAGUCUCUCAAGAAAGUUAAAAAGCAAAAUACAGAAAAAGACAAAUUAUUUACCUUAAAUAAUUUGCUUUCUGACGAUUCUUUGAUAACAAAGUUGCAAGAUUAUAUAGUUUUAUCUGAUCCUGUCUGUUCAUUAAUAAAUAAAUGUCAACAAUCAAAGUGUACUUUACCUGAUGCUGCUGAAGAAUGGAUGAAGUUGAAUAUUCCGACUGAGAAUGAAAAAACUCAAGAGAUUGUCAAAAAACGAGUCGAUAAAGUACUUACGCCUAUUUUAUUAGCAGCAAAUUUAUUGCAUCCGGUUUACCAAGGUAAACAGUUUCUUCAUGUAGAAAAAUACCGUUUAAAAGCUCUUGAGUUUAUAAAACAAGAGUUAAAUGAAACUUCGUACCAUGAAUUACAUGCGUAUCAAAACAAAUCUGCAAUUUUUGGCACUUUAUUGAAAAAAGAAACUAUUCCUCCACAAUUGUUUUGGCAGAUGACUGAGAAUUUAUAUCCUAGUAUAUCAAAAUUAGCACAAAAAUUGAUUAAUAUUCCAGCAUCAUCAGCACAAAUUGAACGAUUAUUUUCCAACUGGUCAUUUGUUCACUCAUCUCUACGAAAUCGAUUAACAGUUGAGCGCUCCGAAAAAUUAGUCGAUAUUUACUAUUCAUUAAAAAUGAACUCUGGAACUUCUAAAUAA